This is a messenger RNA of Acanthosepion pharaonis, 585 nucleotides long. NCBI's taxonomy places the organism in Eukaryota, Metazoa, Mollusca, Cephalopoda, Sepiida, Sepiidae. The record is from the annotation of a GenBank genome assembly.
AUGAUUCUAUCUAUCUAUCUAUCUAUCUAUCUAUCUAUCUAUCUAUCUAUCUAUGUUCAUAUCUAUCUAUCUAUCUAUCUAUCUAUCUACUUUCAAAUCAAUUUAAUUUCAUAUCAUAUCUAUCUAUCUAUCUAUCUACUUUCAAAUCAAUUUAAUUUCAUAUCUAUCGGGAUAGCUUCUCUCUUCAGCAUAUCUAUCUAUCUAUCUAUCUAUCUACUUUCAAAUAAAUUUAAUUUCACAUUUAUCGGGAUAGCUUCUCUCUUUAUCAUAUCUAUCUAUCUAUCUAUCUAUCUAUCUAUCUAUCUAUCUAUCUAUCUACUUUCAAAUCAAUUUAAUUUCAUAUCUAUCGGGAUAGCUUCUCUCUUAAGCAUAUCUAUCUAUCUAUCUAUCUAUCUACUUUCAAAUCAAUUUAAUUUCAUAUCUAUCGGGAUAGCUUCUCUCUUCAGCAUAUCUAUCUAUCUAUCUAUCUAUCUACUUUCAAAUCAAUUUAAUUUCAUAUCUAUCGGGAUAGCUUCUCUCUUCAGCAUAUCUAUCUAUCUAUCUAUCUAUCUAUCUAUCUAUCUAUCUAUCUGUCUACUUUCAUAA